CGCGCAACGCAGCACGGAGCACGCAAUGCUGUGACGCCGACUGCAGGACGUACGGACGUGAUGAAUAUAAAACAGAGGCGGAGGAAGGUCGGGAGGAAGGAAGGAAGUCGAGCUGAUUUCCUUGCUUUUUUCGUCACUAAAGUACCUAGAGGAGUUAUAGUGCUCAGCUAAGUACUUGGUUAGUUAGCUGCAUGGCUAUCGGCUGCAAAGAAUCGUUCGAGCGGGAUUCCGGUCAGCGUCUGGGACUGGGGACGAGUCUCCACUCCACUCCAAACAGACGGCCGAGCGUGUGCGUGCGUGUGUUUCGCGUUGUUGUUGUGUUGUUUUGCGGUUUGCGGGUGUGGUUGCUCGUGCAACGCUACUCGAUCCCAAGCCACAAACAAACCCGAAGUCACAUGCUGUCGUGUUGUUUGGGCGUUUGGACGCGUCCGCCACGGGAUGUUGCAAUGUUGCAUCUUCCGGACUUUGGGGCGGCGAAGGAAAGUGCAAAUGUUCUGCGGUUAUUUUGGUUCCGUGAGUUUUCGCAGUGGGACUGUGGGAGUUGUGUCUUCGUCCCGCGCAUCGCGAUUGCCGAUGCCGAUGCUGUUGGAUUCUUUGGCCAGCCGGAGUCUCCACCCGCUCGCCCUUUGUUUGCCCCACGAACAAAUCUGCUGCGUGCGUCCAAUCCUCCGCGCUCAACGCUCUUUCUCCCUUCAUCGCCGAAACCACAGCUCGUAUAUAACUAUGGGAGCCCCCGCAUCAUCCGACCCAUCGCAUUGCUGCCUUGGGGCCGCUGCUGCUUCAUGUGUACGGUACUCUAGAUUAUCAGGUAUGUACCGUACACACUCAGGUAUUUGUCGGUUGCUUGCAAGGUGGAAGGAGGAGGCAAAGGCCGGGAUUUGAUUUUCUGGUGUGCUUCGUUCAUGCAUGCGGAUGCACAGCACCCAGCAGCGGUCAUCCAGGCCCCAGAGCAUCGCGGCGAGCGAAUAGGAAUGCAGAGAAUGGGGCUGGUGUUGGGGGUGGGAUGGACUAAGUGGAGGACAUGCUCAGGCAAGGAGCCGGGCGGUGGAGGUUGCUCUAGGUCGUUCUCAGUUACUUCUGCUG
Tricharina praecox is the source of this 1083-nucleotide messenger RNA. RefSeq lists its product as uncharacterized. Lineage: Eukaryota; Fungi; Ascomycota; Pezizomycetes; Pezizales; Pyronemataceae. The record is from RefSeq and is a predicted model, not a curated record. The transcript has a single exon. Bases 192 to 800 code for a protein of 202 amino acids.